Molecule: messenger RNA, 1953 nt
Organism: Chenopodium quinoa (quinoa)
Lineage: Eukaryota; Viridiplantae; Streptophyta; Magnoliopsida; Caryophyllales; Amaranthaceae
Exons: 4
Coding region: 1-1953 (650 amino acids)
Molecular function (GO): RNA-DNA hybrid ribonuclease activity; nucleic acid binding
Source: RefSeq, a predicted model, not a curated record
AUGAAAAGAGGAGGUGGUGGGAGACAGGGAAAUAUCGCCUUGAAGCUUGACAUGAGUAAGGCGUAUGACCAGGUGGAGUGGGUUUUCUUGAAGAUGGUAAUGGAAAAAAUGGGGUUUGCCGGGGAGUGGAUCAGUCGUAUAAUAGCUUGUCUGGAGAGCGUUAAUUUUUCUUUCAAAAUUAAUGGGAAAAUUUCUGGAUCCGUUACUCCGACUAGAGGGUUAAGACAGGGUGACCCUAUUUCUCCAUAUUUGUUUCUGCUUUGUGCUGAUGCGUUCUUGACUUUAUUAAAUAAAGCAGCAACAAAUAAUCUCAUCCAUGGUGCUAGAAGGGCAUCGGGUCAGAAAGUUAAUCUAAGCAAAACUGAUGUAACCUUUAGCAAAAAUGUUGAUAAUAGUCGAAGGGAGGAAAUUAUUGGGAUUCUUGGUGUUACGGAGGUUGAGCAACAUGAAAAAUAUUUAGGCCUCCCCACUAUUAUUGGCAGAUCAAAGAAAGUGAUUUUUGCAGGGCUUAAAGAAAGACUGUGGAAGAAGCUUCAAGGGUGGAAGGAGAAAUUAUUAUCGAGACCGGGGAAGGAAAUACUCAUCAAAGCUGUGGCUCAAACUAUCCCAACAUAUAUGAUGAGUAUCUUUAAAAUUCCCGAUACUUUAAUUGAUGAGAUUCACUCUUUAUUGGCUAGAUUCUGGUGGGGUUCCACAGACUCGGGGAGAAAGAUGCACUGGCAGAGAUGGGAGUUAUUGUGCCAACCGAAGGGCAAGGGUGGAAUGGGUUUUCGUGAUCUCCGCUAUUUUAACCAAGCAUUGCUAGCAAAACAAUUAUGGCGUUUACACCACAACACUGAUACUCUGGUACAUAAGAUUCUCAAGGCAAAAUAUUUCAAAAGCUGUGAUGUAUUGAAAUCAAGUGUGGGCUUUGAUCCUAGUUUUGCUUGGAGGAGUAUGUGGAGUACGAGAUCUUUGCUCCUUGAGGGUAUGAAGUGGAGAUUUGGUAAUGGGAGUGAGAUUAAUGUGUGGAGUGAUACAUGGCUACCUGGUAAUACAUCAGUUUGGGUUGCUACACCCUCUGUGGAUAGUGACCUAAAUUUAAGGGUCAUUGAUUUAAUUGAUCAUGAUAGCAAUUCGUGGGAUGUAGAGAUGGUGAAUAACACUUUCAUUGCUGAUGAAAGGGCUGCAGUUCUUUCCACUCCUCUCUCGAAUAGAUGUCCAAGAGAUUCUAUGUACUGGUGGCCGAAUAAGAGUGGGGAAUACAGUGUGCAAUCGGGAUACUGGUUUGGAAAAUCUGGAGGUUUACUGGAAGUGGACAGCGCAUGGGAUGUAGUGUGGAAGCUCAUUUGGAGUAUGAAAGCCCCCCCGAAACUUUGCCAUUUCAUGUGGAGGGCAUGCAAGGGCUUCCUUGCAGUACGUGAAAGGGGCUCUUCUCAACUUGGUGUGGUAGCGAGAGAUGAGAGGGGUAUCAUUCUGGCUGCGGCUGUGAGGAAAGGGGGAGAGGGGUGGUUAGUGGAGGUAGCUGAGGCUACUGCAGUAGUGUAUGGGCUGAAGUUGGCUAGAAGAAUGGGGUAUGCAAGGGUGGAAAUGGAGAGUGAUGCUCUGAAUGUGGUGAACAGGGUCAAUCAUAAAACUAGUGGCUGCUCUCCUUUCUUCCUCGUGAUAGAUGACAUUUUAGCUUUAUCUUUAAUGUUUGAUCGUUUCUCUAUUUCGCAUGUUAAAAGGUCGGGAAAUACUGUAGCCCACUUUGUAGCAAGAUGGGAUACUAGAAACUGUGAUGAGUAUGUUUGUACUGUUUAUGCUCGAUUAUUUCUGCUUAAUUUUAUCAGUUUGUCUUCAAUUUUUUCAAUUUGUUCAUCAACUUUUAUGAAAGAGGCAGACUUUGAGAGUAGUUUGGAAGAGCCUGAUUUUGAGAGUAGCUUGGAGGAGCUUGAUCUUGAGAAUAUGUUGGAGGAGGCUAUACCUGAGUAG